Molecule: messenger RNA, 1500 nt
Organism: Puma concolor (puma)
Lineage: Eukaryota; Metazoa; Chordata; Mammalia; Carnivora; Felidae
Gene: MYOT
Product: myotilin
Biological process (GO): dendrite self-avoidance; axon guidance; homophilic cell-cell adhesion
Cellular component (GO): plasma membrane; axon
Molecular function (GO): cell-cell adhesion mediator activity
Source: RefSeq, a predicted model, not a curated record
AUGUUUAACUACGAACGUCCAAAACACUUCAUUCAAACCCAAAACCCAUGUGGCUCCAGACUGCAACCUCCUGGACCGGAAACCUCCAGCUACUCUAGUCAGACCAAACAGUCUUCCAUUAUCAUCCAGCCCCGCCAAUGCACAGAGCAAAGAUUUUCUGCCUCUUCAACAGUGAGCUCUCACAUCACCAUGUCUUCCUCUGCUUUCCCUGCUUCUCCCCAGCAGCAUGCUGCCUCCAACCCAGGCCAAAGGGUUACAGCCACCUAUAACCAGUCCCCAGCCAGCUUCCUCAGCUCCAUAUUACCAUCACAGUCUGAUUAUAGUAGCAGUAAAAUUCCUUCCAAUGUGGACACCAACUAUCAACAACCCUCAGUUGGCCAACCUCUAAGUGCUACACCAUCCCAAAAUGCAAAUGCUAAUAAACCCACACCAAGGACUCCUGACCAUGAAAUACAAGGAUCAAAAGAAGCUCUGAUUCAAGAUUUGGAGAGAAAGCUAAAAUGCAAGGACAGCCUUCUUCAUAAUGGAAAUCAACGGCUAACAUAUGAGGAGAAGAUGGCUCGCAGAUUGCUAGGACCACAGAAUGCAGCUGCUGUGUUUCAAGCUCAAAAUGACAGUGAGGCACAAGAUUCACCACAGCACAACUCAGAACACGCACGACUGCAAGUUCCUACAUCACAAGUAAGAAGCAGAUCAUCCUCAAGGGGAGAUGUGAAUGAUCAGGAUGCAAUCCAGGAGAAAUUUUACCCACCUCGUUUCAUUCAAGUGCCAGAGAACAUGUCAAUUGAAGAAGGAAGAUUCUGCAGAAUGGACUUCAAAGUCAGCGGACUGCCAGCUCCUGAUGUGUCAUGGUAUCUGAAUGGAAGACCAGUUCAAUCAGAUGACUUGCACAAAAUGAUAGUGUCUGAAAAGGGUUUUCAUUCACUCAUCUUUGAAGUGGUCAGAGCUUCAGAUGCAGGGGCCUAUGCAUGUGUUGCCAAGAACAGAGCAGGAGAAGCCACCUUUACUGUGCAGCUGGAUGUCCUGGCAAAAGAACAUAGAAGAGCACCAAUGUUUAUCUACAAACCACAAAGCAAAAAAGUUUUUGAGGGAGACUCAGUGAAGCUAGAAUGCCAAAUCUCAGCUGUACCUCCACCAAAGAUUUUCUGGAAAAGAAAUAAUGAAAUGGUACAAUUCAACACUGAUCGAAUAAGUUUAUAUCAUGAUAACUCUGGUAGAGUCACUUUACUGAUAAAAGAUGUAAACAAGAAAGAUGCUGGGUGGUAUACUGUGUCUGCAGUUAAUGAAGCUGGAGUGACCACAUGUAACACAAGAUUAGAUGUUACAGUCCAUCAAAGGCAAACUCUUCCGGCUCCUAAGCAGUUACGUGUUCGACCAACUUUCAGCAAAUAUUUAGCACUUAACGGUAAAGGUUUGGAUGUGAAACAAGCUUUUAACCCUGAAGGAGAAUUUCAGCGUCUGGCAGCUCAAUCUGGACUCUAUGAAAGUGAAGAACUUUAA